Molecule: messenger RNA, 378 nt
Organism: Cornus florida
Lineage: Eukaryota; Viridiplantae; Streptophyta; Magnoliopsida; Cornales; Cornaceae
Product: secreted RxLR effector protein 161-like
Exons: 1
Coding region: 1-378 (125 amino acids)
Source: RefSeq, a predicted model, not a curated record
AUGAUUGAUAGCUUGUUAUAUUUGGCAGCAAGUAGGCCAGAUAUAUCAUUUAGUGUAGGUGUUUGUGCUAAGUAUCAAGCUGAUCCUGGAGAACAAAAUGUUCUUACAGUCAAGCACAUUAUUUGUUAUGUCAAUAGUACAUUGAAUUAUGGAUUGCGAUAUUCUUCUAAAUCUAACUCUAAGAUUGCGGGCUAUACUGAUGCCGAUUGGGCUAGUAACAAGGAUGAUAGAAAGAUUACUUCAGGUGGCUGUUUCUAUGUUGAUACUAAUCUAUUUUCAUGGUACAACAAGAAGCAAAAUUGCACAUCCUUAUCAUCUUGUGAGGCUGAAUACAUUGCUGCUGGAAGUAGUUGCACACAAUUGCUUUGGAUGAAAUAG